AUGGGCGCAUUGUUGUCGCUACCGCUGCUGGCGGUCCCAAGCAUGGGAACUCUCAUGACCUUUGCAGCGAGUUGCUGUGGUGCCGCAACAUGUAGCGCCGUUUGCUCAGCCUGCGGGAAAUGCAACAACUCGAUCGCAACCCGAAUCGCCUACGCCCUCAUCCUUCUCCUCAACUCCCUCCUCUCAUGGGUCAUGCUCACACCAUGGGCCAUUAAAAAACUGCAGAAGGUACUCCUCGACUAUGUCACGAUCAACUGUUUCUCCCACGAAUGUUUCGGCUUCGCUGCUGUCCACCGAAUCAACUUUGCCCUCGGCCUCUUCCACGCUUUCCAUGCCGUCUUACUGCUGGGAGUGAGCAGCUCGAAAGAUAAGCGCGCAGCACUGCAGAACGGAUACUGGGGACCGAAGUUGAUUGUAUGGCUGGGCCUGAUCGUGCUGAGCUUCCUGAUACCAAAUGAGUUCUUCGAGGUCUGGGGUAACUAUGCCGCGUUGGUGGGUGCCAUAUUGUUCUUGCUGCUUGGAUUGGUUCUACUGGUCGACUUGGCGCAUACCUUUGCAGAAUAUUGCAUCGAGAAGAUUGACGAUACAGAUUCUGGUCUUUGGAGAGGUCUUUUGAUUGGAUCGACCAUGGGCAUGUACUUGGGCAGCUUGGCCAUGACCAUCGUCAUGUACAUCUACUUUGCCAACAGUGGAUGCUCCAUGAAUCAGGCAGCCAUCACACUCAACCUGAUCUUCUUCAUCGGAGUCAGCGUCAUCUCAAUCCACCCCAGCAUCCAGGCUGUCAACCCACGUGCGGGUCUAGCUCAAGCAGCCAUCGUGUCGAUCUACUGCACAUAUCUCACACUUAGUGCGGUAGCCAUGGAGCCGGAUGACAAGCAAUGCAAUCCUCUGGUCCGCGCGACGGGCACACGAAAGGCCAGCAUCGUCAUUGGUGCUGUUGUUACCUUCAUCACAUGUGCCUACACCACAACAAGAGCUGCAACGCUCGGCCUUGCACUUGGCACCGGAAAGCCAGGCUAUCAAUCAGUAGCAUUGGAUGAUGAGACAGGCCAUGGCCUGGUUGAUACCCAGCCCGAGAGCCGACGCGAGAUGCGACAGGAAGCACUUCGCCGCGCGGUCGAGUCUGGCGCGCUGCCAGCAUCAGCACUGGACGAAAGUGACGAUGAAGACGACGACGUUGACACAGGGAAGCUCAAGAACGACGAUGAGAAGCAAAGGACGCAGUACAAUUACUCGCUGUUCCACAUCAUCUUCAUGCUUGCGACCGCAUGGGUAGCCACACUACUCACACAGAACAUCGGUGGUGACCAACCUCUCGAUCAGCGGGGUGACGAUUUCCAGCCGGUCGGUCGCACAUACUGGGCCAGCUGGGUGAAGAUCGUGAGCGCAUGGGUGUGCUACGGUAUUUUUGGUUGGACCCUGGCCGCUCCCGUCAUUCUGCCGGACAGGUUUGAUUACUCUUGA
Fulvia fulva is the source of this 1464-nucleotide messenger RNA. Its product is annotated as Membrane protein TMS1. The coding region runs from base 1 to 1464 and encodes 487 amino acids. The record is from RefSeq and is a predicted model, not a curated record. The transcript has 4 exons. NCBI's taxonomy places the organism in Eukaryota, Fungi, Ascomycota, Dothideomycetes, Mycosphaerellales, Mycosphaerellaceae. Gene Ontology annotation, cellular component: membrane.